GCCACUGGUGACAGUUGGACCAUAGAUGAAGCCGGCGGCCAUGAUGAAGAAGUCAGAGAUGCCAAAGAAAGAGAUGCUGAAGCCAGAGAUGCCGAAGUCAGAGAUGCCGAAGAAAGAGAUGCUGAAGACAGAGAUGCCGAAGUCAACUAUUAAAAAGAGAGCGAUAAAGAGGGCAAUUUAUACCAACACCUUUGAGGCGGAAGAUGUAAACAUCAAGCCCAGAUGUGGCUACAAGAGGAGGAUACUAUCCGACUCCUCUGGUGAUGAGAAGGUCUCCAUCAAGACAAAAGUUGCUAGAAAGUUGUCAUCAAGCUCAGAUGAGGAGACCAGCGAUGAGAGGACGCAAAGUAGAGGCGCUCAGGGAGAUGCAGAAGGAGGGAGAACCAGUAGUGCUUCAACCCCCUGCCUCAGAGAUGCAGUCUCUAGCACCAUCCAGAGACUGGAGUUUUACCAUCAGUUAGGCCAAGGUGCUUUUGGGAAGGUCCUGCUGGCAGCCGACUCACAUACCAACGAGUUGUUAGCUGUGAAGAUCAUGAGCAAACGACAUCUGCUACGUGUGGGCGAAAAAGUUGCCUUUGUGGAAAGGAAAGUGCUAGAACUUGCAUCGGAAAGCGCCUUCCUCAUUCACGGCCACUUCGCCCACCAGACCAAGGAGCACGUGCUCCUUGGUAUGGAGUAUGCGAGUGGUGGUGACUUUGAACAUCUUCUGAUGAGGAAUGGGCCUCUUACCAUCACCAGUGCAAGAUUCUACAGUGCAGAACUUGUAUGUGGGCUCCAAUUCCUGCAUUCCAAGGGCUUCGCCCAUGGCGACCUCACGCCAGAUAACAUCUUGGUGGCUGCAACAGGCCACCUCAAGAUCGCCGACUUCGGUCUCGCAACUGAGAUCACGCCUAGAGACCGGAGUGCCACUGGCUGUGCUGGAAGAUGUGGCCAUAUCACUCCUGAGGUGCGUUUUCGCGAAGAAAGAGCGAUCGGCAAAGACUGGUUUUGUCUUGGCAUCAUACUGAACAAAAUGGUCAACGGAAUAUCUUUUGAACCAGGCACUGAAGUCAGGAACAUCAUUGAUGAGCUCUUCAGUAUCAACCCAGCCAAACGCCCAGGAGUGAAUUAUAACAUCCGCCAACAUAGUUUCUUCCAGCAUAUCGACUGGGUCGCCUUGGAGGCCCUUGAGAUGGAGCCCCCAUACAUUCCUGCACCACCGACCUUUCCACCCUCUGCCUCCAUAAAUAACCAACUAGCAAUAAUGGAGGCAGAAGAGGCCAAUAAUCCACCUGUAACAGCCCCCCAGCAGGACCGGUUUGCAGGGUUCUCAUUUACCACCUCCACCUGGAGAACCCCCCCCAAAGGCACCGGGCCUACGACCGUCUAGCUGAGGCAGCAGCACUGCUGGAUGCAGGAGUUGGAGUUUCUGCAGAAUGUUGAUGAUAAGAAGAUGGAUUACAGCUUGGAAGAAUUUUUUUUAACUUUUUUAAAUUUUAAUAUUUUAACAUUUUUAUAUUAACUAUUUUAAUUUUUACAUUUUUAAAUUUAGUAGGGGUGGGAGUAUAAGUAUUUUAUUAUAA
Messenger RNA from Pseudophryne corroboree (corroboree frog), 1562 nucleotides. Its product is annotated as protein kinase C delta type-like. Gene Ontology annotation, molecular function: protein serine/threonine kinase activity; ATP binding. Gene Ontology annotation, biological process: intracellular signal transduction; peptidyl-serine phosphorylation. Lineage: Eukaryota; Metazoa; Chordata; Amphibia; Anura; Myobatrachidae. Bases 26 to 1369 code for a protein of 447 amino acids. The record is from RefSeq and is a predicted model, not a curated record. The transcript has 10 exons.